Otolemur garnettii (small-eared galago) is the source of this 756-nucleotide messenger RNA. It is a transcript of the gene RS1, whose product is annotated as retinoschisin 1. The record is from RefSeq and is a predicted model, not a curated record. Lineage: Eukaryota; Metazoa; Chordata; Mammalia; Primates; Galagidae. The transcript is spliced from 6 exons. The coding region runs from base 1 to 675 and encodes 224 amino acids.
AUGCCACGCAAGAUAGAAGGCUUUUUGUUACUACUUCUCUUUGGCUAUGAAGCCACCCUGGGAUUAUCGUCUACUGAGGAUGAGGGUGAGGACCCCUGGUACCAAAAAGCGUGCAAGUGUGAUUGCCAAGGAGGAGCCAAUGCUCUGUGGUCUACAAGCGCCACCUCCUUAGAUUGUAUACCAGAAUGCCCAUAUCACAAGCCCCUGGGUUUUGAGUCAGGGGAGGUCACGCCAGACCAGAUCACCUGCUCCAACCCCGAGCAGUAUGUGGGCUGGUACUCCUCGUGGACUGCAAACAAGGCCCGGCUCAACAGUCAAGGCUUUGGGUGCGCUUGGCUCUCCAAGUUUCAGGAUAGCAGCCAGUGGUUACAGAUAGAUUUAAAGGAGAUCAAGGUGAUUUCGGGGAUACUUACUCAGGGGCGCUGUGACAUCGAUGAAUGGAUGACCAAGUACAGCGUUCAGUACAGGACUGAUGAGCGCCUGAACUGGAUUUACUAUAAGGACCAGACUGGAAACAAUCGGGUCUUCUAUGGAAACUCGGAUCGAACUUCCACAGUCCAGAACCUGCUGCGGCCGCCUAUCAUCUCCCGCUUCAUCCGCCUGAUCCCGCUGGGCUGGCAUGUCCGCAUUGCCAUUCGGAUGGAGCUGCUGGAGUGUGUCAGCAAGUGUGCCUGACACCUGCCUCAGCUUGGUGCCUGCCUGUGGGUGGUGGGCACAGAGUGGGCCUGUGGGGGGAUCCUUGACAUCCCACUGGGA